AAUUAAAUUUCUAAUUUCCAGCAAGACAGAGUGAAACUAGAAAGCUAACAAAUAACUCCACCUCACUACAAAGCGAGAGAGAGAACACAGAAUAAAGGAGAAAGGCAGAAAAGAAGAAACAUAACCAACACAAACUCUAGAAAAUUUCGUGUUUAACUUUGCUUUUCUAUCCCCUUUCUCUAGAAAAUUUUCUAUAUUUUCUAGGGAAAAUUCUUUCUCUUCUCCUCUUUCUCCUCCUCCUCCGUGUUUCCCGAGAGAGAUUCUCUACCUGCUUGUUGCUUUACUUCUCUUCUCUUCUUCGCGUGAAUCGAUGCUUGUAGGUGUAGUAGCUCAUCUGAUUUGGAGUUUUUGUGAUUUGAGCUGCAUAUAUGUCUGCGAGGUUGCUGUGAAUCUGCUACCCUUGUGAAACAAGGGCUACCUUUUAAAUUUCCCAGAAAUGUCAGGCUUAGAAGGAAUUGGGGCUAAUGAUGAAAUCAGAGAGAGAAGAUCUGAUUUUGAGAACUCUGAAGAUGAGAGACGACGAUCGAAAAUUGGCACUCUUAAGAAAAAGGCAUUAAAUGCUUCCAAUAAGUUCACCCAUUCUCUUAAGAAAAGAGGGAAAAGGAAAAUUGAUUAUAGAGUUUCUUCAGUUUCCAUUGAGGAUGUCAGGGAUGAAAAAGAGGAGAGUGCCGUAUUAGAAUUGCGCGAAAGGCUUCUUGAAAGAAAUUUCUUGCCUACUAGGCAUGAUGACUAUCAUACUCUGUUAAGAUUUUUGAAAGCUAGAGAGUUUAAUAUUGAAAAAGCUAUCCAGAUGUGGGAGGAAAUGCUUAAUUGGAGGAAAGAGUAUGGAACAGACACCAUAUUGGAGGAUUUUGAGUUUGAAGAGCUGGAAGAAGUCUUGCAGUAUUACCCUCAGGGUUACCAUGGAGUUGACAAGGAAGGCCGGCCAGUUUACAUUGAAAGGCUUGGGAAAGCUCAUCCAAGUAGGCUGAUGCGAAUCACCACUAUUGAUCGAUAUCUGAAAUACCAUGUCCAAGAGUUUGAGAGGGCUCUACUGGAGAAAUUCCCUGCAUGUUCAAUUGCUGCAAGGAAACAGAUGUGUUCAACUACAACGAUAUUGGAUGUACAGGGUUUGGGAAUUAAGAAUUUCACUCGGACUGCUGCAAAUCUGUUGGCUGCAAUGACAAAGAUAGAUAACAGUUACUACCCUGAGACAUUGCACUGGAUGUAUAUUGUUAAUGCUGGUCCUGGCUUUAAGAAGAUGCUUUGGCCUACGGCGCAGAAAUUUCUGGAUGCAAAGACUAUUGCAAAGAUACAGGUUUUGGAGCCCAAAUCCCUGACCAAGCUUCUGGAAGUUAUUGACUCAAGUCAAUUGCCAGACUUCUUGGGUGGUUCUUGUACAUGUUCUUCUGAAGGAGGGUGUCUUCGAUCAAAUAAAGGUCCAUGGAAUGAUCCUGAUGUGAUGAAGCUUGUACACAAUGCGGAAGCAGCAUUUGUGAGGCAAAUCACCAGAGUGUCUAGUAACCAACAGAAAUUUGACUCAUAUAUUCAAAUGCCCCUGCAGAAGGGAAGCAUUGACACAUCAGUAGCCGAAUCAGGGUCUGAAAUUGAUGAUCCUUCUCCAAUCAAACCGAGUUUUAUGUUUCCGCAUUUGCCCCCUGUUCAUGAGGAAGUCAGAGCCUCAGAUCCAAAUGCCUACUACAGUUGUGAUGGAAAUUUUCUUCUGGUUGAGAAGGCUGUUCAAUGCAACCUGGGAGAGGGACAUUCUGAAGAUCAGUCCUUUAAAAGCAAUGACUUGGGGGACUUUCCUAGUGAAAUGCUACCAAAUGCGGAAGGAGGUCUUAUCAGCCAUUGGUUGGACAUUGUCAGGGAAAAGAUUGGGAAAAGGCAUAAUCUGUGUGUGCAUAAAAUGCUGAUAUCAUUUGUGGUCAAACUAGUAGCAUUUGCCCGUAGUUUACCACUUGAAUUUUGGAGAAGGCAGAGUAAUAUUCAUCCAUCUCUUCUUGUGGAACAUAAUGCUGAUAGUCAUUCAGCAGCUGUUGAAACUGUGAGUGAAGACUGUGUCCAUCCGUGUAUAGAGCGCCUACAGAGCCUGGAAAAAGUAGUUGAGGAGAUUAGCAACAAACCUACUGCAAUCCCAUUGGAAAAGGAGCAAAUGCUCAUGGAAUCUCUGGAGAGGAUCAAGUCUGUGGAGCUUGACCUUGAAAAAACAAAGAGGGUACUACAUGCUACAGUCGCAAAGCAACUUGAGAUUUCUAAGUUGCUAGAUGAUUUACGGGAGUCUAGUUGUCAUCAAAGAAGAUUAUUCUGUUGAGGACCUGAAGUUUUAACCGUGGGACUAGCUAGAAAUUUGGUGAAAUUGGGGAUAAGAGGAGAUUGUUUCGCACAACCAUAAUUACAUAGAAAGAAGCAAGGGUUGGAUGCCUGCAUUUUUAGUAUAACAUGAGGCGUACAAGCGCAAGUACAAUCACCUCUCUCUCUCCAUUUUUUGGUUGAUCUUUUUUCCUUGUUUUUCCAUCUCCCUUUGCAGUGGAGUACUUACAGAACUGACAGUUUAGCUGGGCAGUUGGUUCUGAUCUUAGCUUUGAAACAGUGUAGAGAAAAAAAAGAGAGUAAAUGAAAUGCGUUACAACCAAAGACUUAUUUUAGUUCUUCCUCCUUUGUCUCUUUCUACAGUAAAGAUGGCAUUAUUCUGGCCAAGGGAGUUUUAUAGGUAGUUGAAGGUGAGCCUCGUCACUAGCUGUGACUGAAGCAUACUGCACCAUCCCCUUUGUUCUCCAUUAAUAAAUUCGCUUCCUUCUUGAAAUUUAUACACCA
Molecule: messenger RNA, 2796 nt
Organism: Hevea brasiliensis (rubber tree)
Lineage: Eukaryota; Viridiplantae; Streptophyta; Magnoliopsida; Malpighiales; Euphorbiaceae
Product: phosphatidylinositol/phosphatidylcholine transfer protein SFH13
Exons: 15
Coding region: 437-2293 (618 amino acids)
Source: RefSeq, a predicted model, not a curated record